ACCUACAAAUACUUUGGAUUUUUAAAAUUUGUUUAGGAAGCGAAGGUUUUGAUUUUAAUAAGUCCACUUUUGUUUUUAUGUUCACCUAAUCACCACUGAUUUGAAAUAAUGAAACAGUAUUUCAUAAUGUGCAUUGAUUAAAAACAUUAAAAACAUUGGAGAUAAAGUAGAUAUAAAAAAGAUGUCUCAGAUUCGAGGACAUAAUGAUUUUCCUUUGGAAGCUUUGAAAGUAAAUGGACCUAACUAUUUAAAACAUGCAUUGACCAGUUGUACAGAUCCUCUGAAGGCUAUUGAAGAAUUUCAGGUCACAAAUGGCAUACUUCUGCCUUCAUUGCGGCCAAUGCUACCCUUACUAGAUUUACAUGGAGUUAGGAGGUUGGACUUUCACAUGUCUGUGGUGGAGGAGUUGAGAGAGAAACUGAUAAAUCACAUAAAUGAAAUAGGUAAACAGGAAGGUAAAGAGAGAGAUCAUAAAUUGAAGGAAUUAUUGACCAAAAGCUUUCCAGUGGUGAAAGUGAAAGCCAUGAGACCCAUAGUAAUGGCAAUUCUCAAAAACACACCACAUAUAGAUGAUCAUUAUUUGAAAGUUUUAGUCAGAGAUAGAGAAUUAUACAAUGAUACUGACACAGAAGUUAAGAGACAGAUUUGGAAAGACAAUCAAUCUCUCUUUGGAGAUGAGGUAUCCCCAUUGCUGAGUCAGUACAUUAGUGAAAAAGAAAAUGUUUUAUUUGACCACAGCAGUUUGGGCACCCAGUUUUUUGGACCUUCUCCAAAGAUCCGAAGGCAAGGUGAAGUUGUCCAAAAACUAGCCCACAUGAUUGGCAACAGUGUGAAGUUAUAUGACAUGGUUCUCCAAUUCUUGAGAACCCUAUUUCUGAGAACUCGGAUUGUACACUAUUGUACCCUCAGAGCUGAACUCCUUAUGGCCCUUCAUGACUUGGAAGUCCAAGACAUCAUUUCUAUUGACCCUUGUCAUAAGUUCACUUGGUGCUUGGAUGCUUGCAUCAGAGAAAAAAAUGUUGAUAUCAAAAGGUCCAGAGAGUUACAAGGCUUCUUGGAUAAUGUAAAAAGGGGCCAGGAGCAGGUCCUAGGAGAUCUGUCCAUGACUCUGUGUGAUCCUUAUGCCAUCAACUUUCUGGCCACUUCUGCUAUUAAGAUAUUACAGCAUCUUAUACAUAAUGAGGCAAUGCCAAGGGAUAACACGAUUUUAAUCCUUCUUCUCAGAAUGCUUGCUCUGGGCUUGAGUGCUUGGGUAAUGAUUGAUUCUCAAGACUUCAAAGAACCCAAAUUAGAUAGCCAGGUGGUGACAAAGUUCUUACCAGCUUUGAUGUCACUUAUGGUAGAUGAUCAAGUGAGGCAGCUAUCUACCAAACUUCCUCAUGAUGAAAGAGAAGCUGCUAUCACUGUCAUUGAACAUUCUGGACCACUUCCAGAUGCUGUGGAAGCUUAUUUACAGGACAGCACAGUUGCAAGCAUAUUAGCAAUGUACUAUACCCUUCAUGUUGCUAGGUUGAAGGACAGAGUGGGAUUGUUGAGAAUCUUGACAGUUUUAGCUAACUGCAAAGAUGACAGAGCAUUUGAGGAUCCCUUUUUGCAUUUCUUUGUAUGUCUUUUGAUACAUAAUUCCGAUGAGUUCCAAGCAGAAGACUUUUGUACGGCUCUGUUUGACGAAUUUUUCUUCGCCGGUUUAUCACGCGAUAACGUAACAAGGCACUUAUUGAAACUGCUGUGGUAUGUUCAUCAAAAGUUACCGACAAGUAGAUUGCACACCCUCACGAAAGCAUUGCAGCCAACACAUCAACAUAGCGAGAAAGUGCAUAACUUGUACAAACUUUUACAAGAUAAGAUCGUAUCUCAGGAGGAAGCGGCAAUACCAGUUGAAAUGGAAAUCGAUAUCAACUCGCCAUUGAUGAGUGUUCCUACGCCAGCGCCAUACCAUCAUACUCUGUGAUUUGUUCUCAUAGAAGAUAUUCAAUUUUAAUUUGUAUACAUUCACCAUCGUUUCACAUUCACCCAAUAAGAGUUCAUUGAUCAAUACCAUUGUCUGCUAAAUAUGGAGAAAAAAUCUAGUGAGCUGUAACUAGUGGUCUGCUCUAUAGCUCAGUUAUGUGUAUGACCACCAGAGGAUGUAUUGCCGUAUCGGACGAAAUGAUCUUCACUUUUUUCUAGAAAAUUUUCGAAAUUUGUGGUUAUGUAAGUUGUCAGUGUUAAGAGCUGUCAUGACAUAUAUUGUAUUUUUCCCUAAAAAAAUCUUUCUUCUUCAAUUCUCAUUGUUCUAAUAUUCCUUUCGUUAAUAGAUAUAGUUUUGUGUUGUGCUCCCAGUAUUGAAGUAGUUUAUUCUGAUUGAUAAUUUGUUACAAAAUUCUGUCUCUCAAUUGUUCCUACCAGAAAGUGUGAAAUCUCCAAAAGUUC
This is a messenger RNA of Phaedon cochleariae (mustard beetle), 2412 nucleotides long. NCBI's taxonomy places the organism in Eukaryota, Metazoa, Arthropoda, Insecta, Coleoptera, Chrysomelidae. The record is from the annotation of a GenBank genome assembly.